AUGGAUGAUGUUUUUGUUACAUUUUGUCUCCAAAUACAUUUACAUGAAGGGUUAGGUUUGGAAGUACAUGAUACUUGUGGUAGUAGUGAUCCUUAUAUUAAAUGUCAAUAUGGAGGGAAGACAAUUUACAAAAGUGAAAUAAUAUUUAGAGAAUUGAAUCCAAAAUGGAAUGAAAAAUUUUCUUUUCUUAUUCAAGACCCAACAGAAAUUAUUACUUUUAAGGUUUUCGAUUAUGAUCGUUUUAUGCGUGACGAUUUUAUGGGGACGGCUAAUGUCUCAUUAAAUACAUUAAAAUUAUCUGAGUAUUUAAAUAUAUAG
Meloidogyne enterolobii is the source of this 318-nucleotide messenger RNA. The record is from the annotation of a GenBank genome assembly. Lineage: Eukaryota; Metazoa; Nematoda; Chromadorea; Rhabditida; Meloidogynidae.